AUGGUGGAACAUAACCAGAGCUUGAAGGACGGUUCUUCUAUGGAGCUUGGAAAACAGGCCCAGAUCAAUAACCAUAAUGCAGUAUGGGCCAAGGAGAUCAAGAUCAAGUUGGGAAUUCUUCUCCAGAAGCCAGACUCUGCUGUUGACCUUGUCAUUCCAUAUAAUGAGAAGCCGGAGAAGCCAGCCAAGUCUCACAAGCCCUCGCUGGAUGAGGCCCUGCAGUGGCGCCAUUCCCUGGACAAACUUCUCCACAACAACUAUGGGCGUGCCACCUUCAAAAGCUUCCUGAAGUCUGAAUUCAGUGAGGAAAACCUUGAGUUCUGGGUUGCCUGUGAGGAUUACAAGAAGAUCAAGUCCCCAGUCAAAAUGGCGGAGAAGGCAAAGCAAAUUUAUGAAGAAUUCAUCCAGACUGAGGCUCCUAAAGAGGUGAACAUCGAUCAUUUCACUAAAGGCAUCACCAUGAAGAACCUGGUGGACCCUUCCCCGAGAAGUUUUGACCUAGCCCAGAAAAGAAUCCAUGCCCUGAUGGAGAAGGAUUCGCUGCCCCGCUUUGUGCGCUCUGAGUUUUAUAAGGAGUUAAUCAAGUAGUAAUCUGAUCCGGCUUCAAACCAUCAACCUUCAGUUGAGUUACACCCUCUAUAGGAACACAGCAUCCCCCUAGUACCUCACAUUUCCUCACAGAAGCUUUGCUCCAAGAUACCCAAAGGCGACCCUAGACUGUGUUGCUGACUCUUUUGCUCGUGUUGACUUGGGUGUGGCUCUAUUGUCCAUUUAGGGCCUUCACUCCCAUUUCUUAUUUCUGACUGCUUUGUAAUGAAGGUCUGUCUACCAAGUUUCUGCCCACCUGAGUCACAGGAAAAAAAUCCUGUUUAACAUAAAAACAGUCUGGGAAAAGAAUAGGUGAUAGAUUGUUCUUUAACUGGGAUGA
This is a messenger RNA of Cricetulus griseus (Chinese hamster), 928 nucleotides long. The record is from RefSeq and is a predicted model, not a curated record. NCBI's taxonomy places the organism in Eukaryota, Metazoa, Chordata, Mammalia, Rodentia, Cricetidae.